AUGAGAUCUUCUGUGAGUGCACCUGACUUCGCUUUGUGCGCACGAGUAAGAAUGAGAACAAAAAUAGCGAGAAUAACACUAGACAAAAUAAAUAUACCAAGUGAAACAGAUAAAAUAGUAAUGGUUUUCUUAGAUUUGUUUGGUUUUGAAUCAUCUGAGUUUUGUGUAGGUGUUUGGGUUGGUGUUGUUACUUCUGGUUUUUGUGUUGGCUCUGAUGUUGGUGCAGGAAUUGGUGUUGGUGGAUCUGGAUCUAGUGGGCAUGGCUGA
Molecule: messenger RNA, 267 nt
Organism: Trichomonas vaginalis G3
Lineage: Eukaryota; Parabasalia; Trichomonadida; Trichomonadidae
Exons: 1
Coding region: 1-267 (88 amino acids)
Source: RefSeq, a predicted model, not a curated record